Aspergillus terreus NIH2624 is the source of this 2097-nucleotide messenger RNA. RefSeq names its product putative acyl-CoA synthetase. NCBI's taxonomy places the organism in Eukaryota, Fungi, Ascomycota, Eurotiomycetes, Eurotiales, Aspergillaceae. The transcript has 2 exons. The coding region runs from base 1 to 2097 and encodes 698 amino acids. The record is from RefSeq and is a predicted model, not a curated record.
AUGACACACCCCCAAGAAGCUGUCCACCAACUAUCGCUCCAAGACCCCGAGCGCUUCUGGCUGCACCAUGCAGAGCAACUGCAUUGGCACCGAAAGCCCUCGCAGGCUGUCCGUCGCACCACCAAGACCCUCCCCAGCGGCAUCACCCACGACCACUGGGCCUGGUUUCCGGACGGCGAGAUCUCCACCACCUACAAUUGCGUCGACCGACACGUCCUGGCCGGCCAUGGCGACGAUGUCGCCGUCAUCUGGGACUCGCCCGUGACGGGGACCAAAGAGACCUACACCUACGCGCGGCUUCUCGAUGAGGUCGAGGUGUUGGCCGGCGUGCUGCGCGAGGAGGGCGUGCGCCAGGGCGACGUCGUCAUUAUCUACAUGCCCAUGAUCCCCGCGGCGCUCAUCGCCGCGCUGGCCAUCACCCGGCUAGGCGCCAUCCACGCCGCCGUGUUCGGCGGCUUCGCGCCGCACUCCCUGGCGCAGCGCAUCGACGCAGCCCGCCCCAAGGCCAUCAUGACCGCAUCGUGCGGCAUCGAAGGCGCCAAGGGCGUCAUCCCGUACCGGCCACUCGUCGAAGCCGCCGUCGCCGCCAGCACACACCCACCCGACAAGAUCCUCAUAUGGCAGCGCGACCAGCACCGCUGGAACCACCCGGACAAGCGCGGCGGCCAGCGCAACUGGCAGCGGCUGAUGAAGAGCGCGCGCAUGCGGGGGGUACGCGCAUCCGCCGUCCCCGUGCCCAGCACGCACGCACUCUACGUCAUCUACACGAGCGGCACGACGGGCCGGCCGAAGGGCGUCGUCCGCGAGGCGGGCGGACACGCUGUCGGCCUGCACGUGUCCAUCCGCUCCCUCUUCGACAUCCGCGGCCGCGGCGACGUCAUGUUCUGCGCCUCCGACCUCGGCUGGGUUGUUGGUCACUCGUACAUCCUGUACGCGCCGCUGCUGGUGGGAGCCACCACCGUGCUCUUCGAGGGGAAGCCCGUCGGCACCCCGGAUGCUGGGACCUUCUGGCGCAUCGUCGAGGAGCACCGUGUGCGCACGCUGUUCACCGCACCCACCGCCAUGCGCGCCAUCCGCAAAGACGACCCGAACAACGAUCUCUUCCGCACCGUCGCGGCCCGCGGCGGUCUGCGCUCCCUCCGCGCGCUGUUCCUCGCUGGCGAGCGCAGCGAGCCUAGCAUCGUUCGCAGCUACCAGAGUUUACUGACGGAGUACGCCGCGCCGGGCGCCGUCGUCGUCGAUAACUGGUGGUCGUCCGAGUCCGGGUCGCCUAUUACGGGUGUCGCCCUGCGCAGCGCCGCGGCCGCCAUCCCCGACACCCCCGGCGUCGCCGACUGGGACUCCCCACCACGGGCUCCCAAACCAGGCUCCGCAGGGCCACCGAUGCCCGGGUUCGACGUACGCGUAGUGGACGACGAGGGGCGCGAAGUCCCGGCCGGGACGAUGGGAAACAUCGUGCUGGGCACACCACUCGCGCCAACAGCCUUCACGCGCCUCUUCAGCGACGACGACGGCCACAGCGACGAACGCUUCUACCGCUCCUACCUCGGCCGGUUCGGCGGGCGCUGGGUGGACACCGGCGACGCGGGGAUGGUCGACAGCGCGGGGUACGUGCACGUCAUGGGACGGUCGGACGACAUCAUCAACGUAGCGGCGCACCGGUUCAGCACGGGAGCGAUCGAGCAGGCGAUCCUGUCGCACGCGGCGAUCGGCGAGGCGUGCGUGGUCGGCGUGCCGGACGCGCUCAAGGGCCAUCUCCCGUUUGCGUUUGUGCAGUUGCGCGGGGACGCGGGAACGGGGCCGCUGCCGGCGACGCCGCCGGGGGAGCUGUUUGCGGCGGUGAAUGCGCGCGUGCGCGAGCAGAUCGGCGCGAUUGCGUCGCUGGGCGGGAUGAUCCAGGGGCGCGGCAUGAUUCCCAAGACGCGGAGCGGGAAGACGCUGCGGCGGGUGUUGCGGGAGCUGGUGGAGCAGGCGGUCGAGGGGCGGUAUGACGCGGCGGUGAGCGUGCCGCCGACGGUGGAGGAUGCUGAGGUGGUGGAGGUCGCGAGGGCGCGGGUGCGGGAGUAUUUUGAGGGGCGGGGGAAGGCGAAGCUAUAG